CGUGUCACCGGGGGUGUUUGUUUCAAUCUAGACGUUGCCUGAUUAUUAAAUGUACAUAAGCGUCAUUUUUAUUCAAUGCAUUUUCCAUGUACAAAAAAAGUCAGGUUUUUGUACCUGCAGGCUAUCUUGCAGAGCAGAGCUGCUGUCGCGGCGCGCCCGUGCCGCUGUGAUCAUGUGCUAAAAUAUCACUGUAGAAAUUCCCGCCCCGAUUUGGCUGUCAGAGACUCCGGCACCAGCUCCAGUACGCUCCUCAUAUCCACCCCGGGGGGCUGUCAGCGGGACGCAGUCGGUGAGGAGUGACGGCGCCACGCGUGGAUCUCUGCCUGGAACCGGGAGCCGGGUGGCGCCUUGGAACGGGGUCCUCGGAAAGACUCACCCCGCCAGGCCUGAGACGGAGAGAGAGAGGGAAGACGGAGUGAGCGAGGAGGAGAGGCCAGAACAUCUGUGAAACGCAUCAAGGCAGCUGUCAGCCAGCCGGCCAGGGAGGGACGGACCUACACCUCCCUUUCUGCAGGCCUCAGCUGUGGAUGGUGGCGGGGGGUGAGGAUGCAGCGGAGCCCGACUGAUAGGCCUGUGAUUAGGCCGCUAGGCCUGUUUUCAGCGAGCGGGUAGCCCCUCCACCAUGGCGGAACAGGGCAAUUACUCUUUGACUGUGGGGUGCUGGUUAAUGAUUAGCGUGGAUGCUGCCUAGCGUGGAAGCAGCUGCGACUGACGCAACCGUCCAUUACUGCGGGGCCCGCAAGGACGUCAAACUCCUAUUUGUGUGACUAGUUUAAUGUUUCCUUUUACAUAAAAAUGUUUUAUCUGACUACUGACUGAAACUGUACAGUUGUUGUUGUUUUUGUUUUAAAUCAGAAACAUGGUUUUUUGAGAAGGAUUAAUAAUUUCUCCCGCGUGUGGGUUCAGAAGCGAGAAUAAAAGCGUUAAGCCAUGGCUGCAGCAUAUCGCGUCGUGGUCAGUAGCAUCAACUGCUACAACAGCGUGGUGGUGGACCGGCGUGGCCAGCAGGCAGUGCACUACUGCACCGGGCCCUGUCAGCUGCUCAGGCAUGGGCUGGACUGCACCGUCACCCACCAAAGCACCUGUGCCGAGCUCCUGGAAGCCCCGGUGGCACCAGCUCCCUGCACCCGAGUUUCCGGCGAGGAUUAUCACCAGGCUUACCCAGCCACCAGCAGGUUCAAAAAAGCAUCUUCCAUCCAAAGCAGUGCCAGCUUGAAGGACAUCACCGGGGAGGCCAUCAACUUGGCUAGUGGCAAGAUCAAAGAGUUCUCUUUUGAGAAAAUCAAGUAUUCCACGAGCCACGUCACCUUCAGGAAAGGCAGGAAGGUCAGGCCAGACUCGUUUAGCAGAAGGUCAACGGACUUGGAUAUUAUAUAUGGGCAUUUUGGCAAUGACGAGAACUGCCCACCAUUCGGCCUGAUGCAGAAGUCCGUCCUGGAGGAGCACAAGUUGAGCCGUAGCACCUCACUGGAGCACAACCUGAACAACGUUGCAACGAUGUACCUCAACAGCCUGACAGAGGAAUCCCUUAUUGCCAAGAUAUUGGAGAAGACCAAGGCGGACAGCAAUGCGUCUGGCGAGGACAUCAAGGCCUGCCUUGACAUCCUGCUCAAGUGCUCAGAGGACCUCAAGAAGUGCACAGACAUCAUUAAGCAGUGCAUUCAGAAGAAGGCGAAGGGUGGUGACGCCGAUGACUCCGGCACCCCCGACGUUGUCUACCGUAGCUUGAUGACUCGACUCUCCAGCUACUUGCGGAGGCUCCCGUUGGAGCUGGAACAGGCACAGGCAGGGCGCCUGGAGCACGGUGACCUUGCCGAACUUGUCAGUGGCCUACAUAACCCACACCAGGGCCCCUUCUCCCCACUCUUUGGAAAUGAACAGCCGCCCCGGUACGAGGAUGUUGUCCAGUCCCCUCCAACUACCCAGCCUCUAUCUCCCUCCCUCUCUCAGUUCCAAGAGUCUCAGGAGCCUAUGAAGGGCUCAGUGGGUAAUUCAAAACCUGCCCAGAGCGUACAAGGCACAGGGGCUGGUACUUCCACCUUAACCCCUGCCCGCACUGUCACCACAACCCGCAACGAUGGCUUCCCCUGCACAAAAUCCCUGCUAUCGAGCAGUUCUGACAGCAUCAGCAAGGGCUCCAUGGAGACUUUGUACAUAGAAGAAGAUGCUGAUGUUGGAAAGGUGUUGGAUAGGGAGGGAAAGAAUUUUGGCCAGGGCACUGCCAGGAAGCAAGGGAUGCUUCCGGAACCAGGAAUGGGCUCAGAGAUUGGCAGGAAUAGGACUAUUUUUAAACCCAACAUGGAGCCCCUUCCUUUGCAUGACGCCAACAAGAGUUGUGUGCCCCUCAAAAGCAUGAGUCCUGAGCAUAGAUCUUUCAGAGCACAGACCAGUGGAAGGGACGAUGAUAUCGAUAAGCUGUUGAUGGAUCUGGAGUGCCUCUCCCAAGCUAUCGAUUCACAGCCUUGCGGCAAGCUAACACCAUCAGACCACAGGAACGGUGGCCAGCCAGCAAGCUUCCCCCAGUCUUCGACCUUUGGCUCAGAAAGUAAAAUGCCCAUGUCCAUAGACAGCGCAUUCUCGUCCUCAUCUCCGUCCCUGUCUAAGAAUGAUUGUGCUGAGCCUGACGAUGAGGAUGAUGGAGUACUCCUGCUCAGGAUCCUGGAGAGCAUUGAAAGCUUCGCCCAGGAGCUGGUGGAGAGCGGGACAGACACGGGGACGCAGUCGAAGGAGUGCGAGGUGAUGCGGCUCCUUCAGGACACACUGGCCUCCGCUGGCAAGGCAGUCACAGCGCCACCUGCUGGUCAUGCUACCAUCUCCUCAAGAGACACGGGCUCUGCCCUGCUGAUUCAGCAGACACCUGAGGUCAUCAGGAUCCAGAACAAGCCAGAGAAGAAACCCGGAACGCCCCCUCCUUGCCCGUCUCCAGGGCCAUCCGCUCCCUCCGCCCGCCCACCUACUCCUCCUGUUAGCAGUGUGCCAGCGGCACCCCCGCCCAUUUCCGUAAACAUUCCACGCUUCUACUUUCCCAAGGGAAUUCCAAACUGCGGCUCCAACUUCGACGAGGCCAUCGCCAAGAUCGAGGCCGUGUUCGUCGAGUUUGAGGAAGAGAAAGCUGACAUUUAUGAAAUGGCAAAGGUCACAAAGGCUUGUUGCUGCCCACUCUACUGGAAGGCCCCCAUGUUCAACUGCGCUGGGGGAGAGAGAACAGGCUUUGUUUCGGUCCACUCUUUUGUCGCGAUGUGGCGGAAGUUGUUGCACAGCUGCUAUGAUGACGCAUCGAAGUUUGUUUACUUGCUGGCCAAGCCAGGAUGUCAUUACCUGGAGCAGGAGGACUUCAUUCCGCUCUUACAGGAUAUUGUGGACACUCAUCCAGGGCUGACGUUUCUGAAGGACGCCCCCGAAUUUCAUUCCCGGUACAUUACCACGGUGAUCCAGAGGAUCUUCUACACAGUGAACCGCUCCUGGACGGGAAGGAUGACCAUGAUGGAGCUACGUAAGAGUAACUUCUUGCAGACACUAGCCCUACUGGAAGAGGAGGAUGACAUCAACCAGAUCACAGACUACUUCUCCUACGAGCACUUCUACGUCAUUUACUGUAAAUUCUGGGAGCUGGACACAGAUCACGACCUUUUCAUUGAUCCCAAGGACCUGGCAAGGUACAACGACCACGCCUCUUCGAGCAGAAUAAUAGAGCGGGUAUUUUCCGGGGCCGUCACUAGGGGAAAUUCGGUGCAGAGAGAGGGCAGGAUGAGCUACGCCGAAUUUGUCUGGUUCCUCAUUUCCGAGGAAGACAAGAAAAACCCUACCAGCAUAGAGUACUGGUUCCGUUGCAUGGACCUCGAUGGGGACGGCGUUUUGUCCAUGUUCGAGCUGGAGUUCUUCUACCGGGAGCAGUGUGAGCGCAUGGAGACCAUGGGCAUCGAGCCGCUGCCCUUCCAUGACCUGCUAUGCCAGAUGUUGGACCUGGUGAAGCCCAAGUGCCAAGGGAAGAUCACUCUCCACGACCUGAAGAGAUGCCGAAUGGCACACAUCUUCUACGACACCUUCUUUAACUUGGAGAAGUACCUGGACCAUGAACAAAGAGAUCCCUUUGCAGUACAAAAGGAUGUGGAGAGUGAAGGUCCGGAAGCUUCUGAUUGGGACAAGUAUGCCUUGGAGGAGUACGAGAUCCUGGUAGCAGAGGAGACAGCCAACGAGCAGUUACAGGAGGGGUCUUUUGAGGAGGAUUAUGAAUCAGACGAGCUCACCGUCCCAACGGAAAUAGGAAGUAAAAAGGACAAACUGGUCAUUUCCGACCUGUCAGCAUGAGCCUCGUGCCCACUCCCCACUCCUUAUUUGCGAUUUUCUCUUAUUCUCUGGAAAGGGAAUUGCGCGUUUUUUCUACACUUUCGAAAAGACAUUGCGUGUGUGUGCGUGUGUGCAAUAGCACUGCUUUAAAACCAAAAUGCUCUCUGUUUUGUGCAAUAUGUCUUAACCUGUAGAUUUGGGUUGCCUUUUUUUUCCCUGGUUUGCUAUUUUUUAUUUUUUGUUGUUUGUAAUGCACCGAUUGCCGGAAGACUUUAAAAGCUGUAAAUCACGCAGGACAUUCAAGCGAUAUAUACAUUACAUUUCAGGGAGACUGGAAUUUUCAUGGCAGUUUUUACCAGAUCCGAGAGGGUCAUGCAUAUUCACAACGGUUAAUAUAUUUUACCUAAAAAGUACACGUACGUGUACACAAUUUCACUCCAGUUUAUGUUGGUCAUGUAUGCAUUUGACGUAUAUAAAUAUUAAGUUAAAGUCAACAUAGAAUGAAUUUUGGUUUGUUUAUUUUAUUUUUCUUUUUUGUGCAUGGAACACAAUUUUUGAAUUGUAAGAACAUCAUUCACUGCAACGGACUGGUUUCGAAUGUCACUCUGAAGACUUAUCCAGCGCUGUUUAAAACGCCCUAGUGGUCGUUUGUGGUAUCACAUGGUGUGAUGCGUUCCACUGACUCUCAUUCAUGAGGGGCGUAGAUGCCUUAUAACAAAUUACAGGGAAAAAAACGUCUGAGCCUGUAAAUAGUCUUAACAGUGUUUAUUAACAGUCGUACAAAAGUAAAAUCUCAGUCUUUGUUAUUUUCACACACUGCGUCAGUAUGUUUUUAUACGACAGAUAAUGUAAACAUAAUUUAAAGAGUCUAAAUUAAUCUGCUCGGCUGGCGCCACAUCUGUGAUAAUUAUUCAGUAGUUACAUUUUCGAAUGAAAAGAAGGCUGCAUUUGAAUUAAUUUGGAAAUAAUAGGAUCAGUAUUAUGUCGUUAUGGGGGUUUAAAAUGAUGUCAACAUAAUUUAUUUCACCCAUCUGAGAAAGCCAUAAGAAAGAAUUCAGCAACUGUUGGAAGUUGCGAUAACAUAAUAGAAAAAAACGUAUCCGUUCCCUUGUUCAUAAUAAAGGUUUCCGAACACGCCACUUGGAAUAUUUUGUACUUUUCUCGGCCAUAAAAAUGUGAAAAGAACCAUAUGCAAUUGUAUUCCUCUGUACGUUUCAGAGGAAAACUCAAAUGGGAGUCACUGCCAGUGUUGUGUACAGGGUGUGUUAGUUAUACCCUAGUUUGUGAUUGAUCUGCACUGCUAUGGUAUUGUGAAUUCAUCGAUCUGCACACGUUCAGUUCUAUUAGAUAUUAAUAGCGAAGGUCCUCGUUUUGGUAGCUGCAAGCUCGCACGGCGGCUCAGUAGCGCCCCCCUGUAGCGACGCGGCACCACAGCGCACGGAAGCUGCCUGCAUCCAUUUUCAAAUACAUUUGCUACGGUGCGCUCUGUCGUGCGACGUGAGUUAAUAGCCAUAGUCUGCUUUGCUUUACGCUGCCAUCCUGUGCUUCUUUCUUUGUAAUUACUGUAAAAUAUCUGAAGCAAAAAAGCAUAUAUGCAUUCAAUUGUGUCGUACAGUAUGUUUUUUCCUGUAGUUUUUAAUCUUGAAAAUGCAAUGGAGAGUUUUAUAUAGCCAUUGUAAAUCUCUUUGUAUUUUAUUAUCCCAAGCGAUCAGCUGCGCCACUGAGUGGCGCUGGGUUUUUAAAUUAUGAUAUUCUUAUUACUUCCGGUGUUAUGUGCAUUAAAGCUGAAAUAGGUUAACUUAAUAUCUGAGUUCACUGUACGAAGACAAUCAACUGGACGUUUGAGAGUGUUUUCGGCAUCUGACAAGCACUUCUUAGUCGAUAUUACCUUGGAAGCAAUAUCACUGCUGUAAGGAUGAUUUAUGGGAUUGGGCGGAGUGGUUGUUCGACAAAACCAAAUACAUAAAUUAAAACUUGAGGUUUAACUGUCGUAAGGCGUUUAAGGCGCCCCACUGUUAUCCUCGCACUAUGCAACAUGAGCAAGAGGCAGCUAUCGUAGCUACGAGCUGUAACUGCAGCUUCCUGCCAGUUUAACACCAUUCGGACUUUCAUACGGUUUGUUGGCGGUUUCUAUUUUUUAUUUUUUCGUUUGCAGACUAUGAAGAGUUGCGUAGGCUCCCUUUCUGAAAUGCUGUAAUCGGGUAGGAUUGGUGUUUGCAUGCUUUUCUUCCUUUUGAAAUUGUGAGACAAAGAAAUAAACAAAUUAAAGCUGUCGUUUCUCCUUGGGAA
Messenger RNA from Paramormyrops kingsleyae, 6576 nucleotides. RefSeq names its product protein phosphatase 2, regulatory subunit B'', alpha (gene ppp2r3a). The record is from RefSeq and is a predicted model, not a curated record. Gene Ontology annotation, cellular component: protein phosphatase type 2A complex. Gene Ontology annotation, biological process: protein dephosphorylation. Lineage: Eukaryota; Metazoa; Chordata; Actinopteri; Osteoglossiformes; Mormyridae. Gene Ontology annotation, molecular function: protein phosphatase regulator activity; calcium ion binding.